UCCUGUAAUCAUUUCUCUUGUUUACUUUUGAACUUUUUACUUCUGGACGAAUGAGACUUGGUCCAGUGAAACCUUCAGCUGAUAUCUAUGCUUCUAAAACAGUUCCAGCUCACAUGCAGGUUGUUCAUGACUGAACUACACAGGAAAUGAUCGUUGUCGAAGUGAAAGUGAAACUUUUCUGUGACUUUUCUUUCAGUCGCCAUUUUAACUACGCAGCACAAGGUCACAAACGUUUUCUCUCGUGUGAUUGGUCACUGGACUGAACACAGAUCCACAUCAGACGUCCUCCAGGAAACAGGAAUGAAGAGGCAACUCUUUAAAGUGCAAAUAUGAUGCUUUCAGUGGAGCAGUGUUAAAAUGACUGAAGUCCAGCAGAUGAGUGAUUGUGUGGAGAAAGACGAGGACAGAGCAGAGUCUCCAGGACCCAGCUGUCUGUCUGUGAAGAGUGACCAGUCUAUGGAACAACCUGUAGUCUUCAGUCAUGAACCUGGAGCCUCAGAGACAAAACACAAGUUUGCCGUUUCUGUGGACGAGCACACGUCCUGCUGUCCUCUGUGUCAGGACGUCCUGAAAGAUACAGUCUCCACCAGCUGUGGUCACUGCUUCUGCAGAUGCUGCAUCUCCUCAUACUGGGACCAGUCUGGUCCACCAGGAGACUCCUGCUGUCCCCAGUGUGGGAAAACACCCAGAACAGGACAUGGACCACAGACCAUCAGUGUACAGAGUAAGACUCCAGAUGUUGGUCUGCAGGAGGUUCUACAUGAACAUAAGAUGAGUCUGAGGAGGAGAUUUGAACAUGUGACUGAAGGAACUGAUGGAAGAGGAAGUAGAACCCUCCUGAACAGGAUCUUCACUGAGCUCUACAUCACAGAGGGACAGAGUGAAGAGGUCAGUACUCAACAUGAGGUGAUGCAGCUGGAGACAACCUCCAAGAAGAAGACGGUCCAGGACACUCCCAUCAAGUACUGCGACAUCUUUAAAGCCUUACCUGACCAGCAGGGGCGCAUCAGAGUCGUCCUGACCAACGGUGUCGCUGGUGUUGGAAAAACCUUCUCAGUGCAGAAGUUCACUCUGGACUGGGCCGAGGGUUUGGAAAACCUGGAUGUGAAUCUGCUGAUUGUGCUUUCGUUCAGGGAGCUGAACCUGGUCAGAGAUGAGCAGCACAGUCUUCUCACACUGCUCCAUGUUUUCUAUCCAACAUUACAGAAGGUCAGAGCAGAGGAGCUCGCUGUGUGUAAACCUUUGUACUUUGACGGCCUGGAUGAAAGCAGACUCUCACUGGACUUCAACAGCAGGUCGCUUGUUUCUGACGUCACACACAGGUCAUCAGUCAACGUGCUGCUGACCAACCUCAUCCAGGGGAAUCUGCUUCCCUCGGCUCUCAUCUGGAUAACUUCCCGACCUGCGGCGGCCAAUCAGAUCCCUCCUACAUGUGUUGACAGGGUAACAGAAGUACGAGGCUUCACUGACGACCAGAAGGUCGAGUACUUCAGGAAGAGAUCCAGAACUGAAGAUAUGUCCAGCAGAAUCAUCUCACACAUCAAGACGUCCAGGAGCCUCCACAUCAUGUGUCAAAUCCCAGUCUUCUGCUGGAUCAGUGCUACAGUUCUGGAGCACAUGUUGACCACAGAGCAGAGAGGAGAGCUGCCCAAGACCCUGACAGACCUGUACUCACACUUCCUACUGGUUCAGACAAAGAGGAAGAAGAACAAGUACGAUAAAGCAUCUGAGACGAGUCCACAGGAACUGAUGGAGGCAGACGGGGACGUUCUUCUGAAGCUGGGGAAGCUGGCCUUUGAACAUCUGCAGAAAGGAGACAUCAUGUUCUACCAAGAAGACCUGGACCGGUGUGGUCUUGAUGUGACAGAGGCCUCGGUGUACUCAGGGGUUUGUACAGAGAUCUUCAGAAGAGAGAGUGUGAUCUUUCAGAAAACGGUCUACUGCUUUGUUCAUCUGAGCGUUCAGGAGUUUCUGGCCGCAGUCUACAUGUUCCACUGUUUCACCAACAGGAAGACAGAGGUACUGCAGGACUUCUUCAGAAAAGAAGAUGGUGAUGAUGAUGGUGGUGGUUACACUUCUCUGGAUGUCUUCCUGAAAGGAGCCAUGGAGAAAUCACUUCAAAGUGAAAAUGGUCACCUGGACCUGUUUGUUCGCUUCCUUCAUGGACUCUGUCUGGAGUCCACCCAGAGACUCUUAGGAGGUCUGCUGGGUCAGACUCAGAACAGUCCAGAAAUCAUCCAGAGAGUCAUUGAGAACCUGAAGAAGAUGAACAAGUACCACAUCUCACCUGACAGAAGCAUCAACAUCUUCCACUGUCUGACAGAGAUAAACGACCAAUCAGUGCAUCAGAAGAUCCAAGAGUUCAUGAAGUCAAAGGACAGAGGACAGAAACUCUCUGAGAUCCACUGCUCAGCUCUGGCCUACAUGUUGCAGAUGUCUGAGGAGGUUCUGGAUGAGUUGGACCUGAACAAGUACAACACAACGGUCCAGGGAAAACGCAGACUGAUUCCAGCUGUGAGGAACUGCAGGAAGGCUCGAUUGAGGGACUCCUAUUUGUCAGAGAUCAGCUGUUCUUCUGUGGUCUCAGCUCUGAAGUCCAACCCCUCCCACCUGAGAGAACUGGACCUGAGCUGGAACGAUGUGCAGGAUUUAGGAGUGAAGCUGCUGUGUUCUGGACUGGAGAGUCCACAUUGUAGACUGGAGACUCUGAAUUUGAGUUGCUGCAGUUUGUCAGAGAUCAGCUGUUCUUCUCUGGUCUCAGUUCUGAAGUCCAACUCCUCCCACCUGAGAGAACUGGACCUGAGUCAGAACCAGGAUCUGCAGGAUUCAGGAGUGAAGCUGCUGUGUUCUGGACUGGAGAGUCCACAUUGUGGACUGAAGACUCUGAAGUUGAGGAGCUGCUAUUUGUCAGAUAUUAGCUGUUCUUCUCUGGUCUCAGUUCUGAAGUCCAACUCCUCCCACCUGAGAGAACUGGACCUGAGUCAAAACUAUGAUCUGCAGGAUUCAGGAGUGAAGCUGCUGUGUUCUGGACUGGAGAGUCCACAUUGUAGACUGGAGACUCUGAAGUUGAGUAACUGCAGUUUGUCAGACAUCAGCUGUGCUUCUCUGGCCUCAGCUCUUAAGUCCAACUCCUCCCACCUGAGAGAACUGGACCUGAGUGAGAACAAUCUGCAGGAUUCAGGAGUGAAGCCUCUGUCUGAUCUUGUGAAGAGUCCGGACUACAGACUGGACACUCUGAGAGUACCAGGGUAAAAUGGUACGGACAGGGCGGAGCUGGAUUGGCUACACCCACGACAUUCAGCUGAUUGGCACAGCCCACCCCCCGCCUACCAACCAAAGGUACUGUUCUCAGUGGAAACACAAGCCUGAACCAGGACUUUACCAUUCCAAACCGAACCAUACCAUGAUGGAAACACUGCAAAAUAUCAGCCCAGAGACCUGCUGACAUUUUGCUGCACCACAGUUGUUAUGUUUUCAAACGAUUGGCUUUGUUUCCACGUCUGUGGUUUGGCUUUUGGACGCAAUUCUUCCAUGAAGACCACUUCUGGUCAGACGUCUCUUGACAGAUUUCUUCUGAUUUAAAAAGGGAAGUAAGCAGGACGUGUCUUUCAUCUGCCACACUAAGUUUCCUUGGCCGUCCACAAUUGUCAACGUCGCCCGUGUCUUGGUGCUUCUUCCAAACAUCUUGAACGGCACAUGUUGAAACCUCAGUCUUUGCCUGGCUGAGACUCUGCUGAUGUCGCUGAACGACCUUGUGUCUUGUUGAUCUUCUCAGUCUCGCCACAGUGUUUGACCUGUGACAUGAAAACGUCUUCCACAACCUCACCUUGGUAGCAGAGUCUGGCUGUUGCUCAUCCACUUUCAAGGCGUUUCUACCUGUUGAGUCUUAUUGGUGAAUCAAACACCUGACUAUAAUCCUACAGAAGAACUGAUGCUGGUCUGAAGGCAGAGGGCGCUCACACCAACUAUUGUAUACAUUCAGAAAUCACAGUUACUUUAUGAUGACAUCAUGAGUGUUUGGUAAAUGAGCGAAUGUAAAGUGAUAAAUGAAACACGUGAAUGUGAAGCAGCUCUGAACUGGACCGAAGUCUCUGCUGCUUCACUGACUUCACUCACUGCCGUGACUCUGACUCGUCUUCUCUCAACAGGUGGGAGUGAUGAUGAUCUUCAUCCUGAGUCCUGCUCUGUGACGCAGCUUCAGCAGAUCUGGGACAAACAUCAUCUGAA
Messenger RNA from Solea senegalensis (Senegalese sole), 4227 nucleotides. Its product is annotated as NACHT, LRR and PYD domains-containing protein 12-like. Lineage: Eukaryota; Metazoa; Chordata; Actinopteri; Pleuronectiformes; Soleidae. Gene Ontology annotation, molecular function: protein binding; metal ion binding. The record is from RefSeq and is a predicted model, not a curated record.